Molecule: messenger RNA, 3193 nt
Organism: Anopheles coustani
Lineage: Eukaryota; Metazoa; Arthropoda; Insecta; Diptera; Culicidae
Gene: Pgm2a
Product: phosphopentomutase
Exons: 10
Coding region: 591-2432 (613 amino acids)
Biological process (GO): purine ribonucleoside salvage; carbohydrate metabolic process
Molecular function (GO): magnesium ion binding; phosphopentomutase activity
Source: RefSeq, a predicted model, not a curated record
UGUGAAGCGUAGUAAGCUGUGGAUCGGUAAAGUUUGUGGUUAUUCCGGAUUCCAACAUCGAGUUCAUCUAGUGUUAUGUUCUCCGGUUCAUGGUACGAGGUCCCAUAAUCAAUCAAUCAAUCGUGCCGGCAAAGCCCAAACGUUGCGCAAGCAGAACAAACGAAAGGCGUGUUGAAUAAGUGGCAAGUUUUGCCAUUAGCUACGCCGUGUGAAGCGUACGUGUUUUGGAACCAAAAUAACGUUGACACUGCAACAGUUUUCGUGCUACAAAGCGCCUUGCGAACGACGUCGCGUCAAUUUGUACCCGCCACCAUUUGAUUGAGCCACUAUUCACGCAUACACAGCCAGAGUGCGCUCCCCGCAGAGACAGGUGUUAUUUGGUUUCACGAGGCUUUCACGAUUCACGGACCGUGGAGCCGAACGAUUUGUGACAUAAUCCCGUCAGCAGCAGCAGCGUGCGCUUGGACCCUUCGGUUUCCUCGUUCGAUCCCGUUUCCAAACGUCUCUUAGGACCGAGAGGGAGAACGAAAUAGGAAAUAAGUCCCAAACAAUAGCGGCGAAGAGCAAAAGCGGUUGGAGCAAGGUGCAGGAUGGAGUUUGAUUCCGGUUCCGACGAGCUGAACCAACGGAUAGCCGAAUGGUUGCGAUGGGAUAAGAAUGACAAAACCGCGGACGAGAUCCGCAGCCUGGCGGAGCGUAAGGAGUGGAAGGUGCUCGGUGGACGGUUGCUGCAGCGGCUCACGUUCGGCACGGCCGGGCUGCGCGGUGUUAUGCAGGCCGGGUUUAACGCGAUGAACGACUUGGUGGUCAUCCAGUCGGCGCAGGGAUUGGCCAAGUACUUGCUGCAGUGCUACCCGUCGGCGGAGGAUCGAUCGCGGGGCGUGGUACUGGGGUACGAUGGGCGGUACAACAGCAAAAGGUUCGCCGAGCUGAGUGCGUGCGUGUUCCUGCACGAGAACAUCCCGGUGUGGUUGUAUGGGCGGACCGUGGCCACGCCGUUCGUGCCGUUCGCCGUGCUGGAGCUGAAGUGUUUGGCCGGCAUUAUGGUGACCGCAUCCCACAACCCGAAGGAGGACAACGGCUACAAGGUCUACUGGACGAACAGUGCACAGAUCAUUCCACCGCACGACAAAAACAUACAGACGUCCAUCAUGGAAAAUUUGGAACCGCUCGAAUCGUCCUGGAACGUCGAUCUGCUGCUGUCGGAUAAACUGAACGAUCCGUACGACGAGAUGGUGGAGCUUUACUUCCGCAAACUUCGCUCGAACGUACCGGCGCCGUUCAUCAGCGAGUACAACACCGGCAGCCCGGUGCGCUUCGUCUACUCGGCCAUGCACGGUGUCGGCUAUCCGUUCGUGGAACGGGCGUUCGAGUGCGCGAACCUGCCCGCAGUCAUCGCCGUGCCGGAGCAACGCGAUCCGGAUCCCGAGUUUCGUACGGUAAAAUUCCCCAACCCGGAGGAGGGCAAGUCGAGCCUGGUGCUUUCGAUGCAGCUCGCCAACGAAACUGGCUGCGGGCUCAUCCUGGCUAACGACCCGGACGCCGAUCGGUUGGCCUGUGCCGAAAAGGAUUUCAAAGGAGAGUGGCGUGUUUUUAGCGGCAACGAGCUGGGUGCGCUUCUUGGCUGGUGGUCCAUCCGCUGCUACAGGGAGCAGUUUCCGGACCGGAGCCUGUCCGACUGCUAUCUGAUUGCGAGCACGGUAAGCAGCAAAAUGUGCCGCUCGAUCGCCAACGUGGACGGGCUCAACUUUAUCGAAACACUUACGGGUUUCAAGUGGAUGGGUAAUAAAUCGGUGGAACUGCUUGCCGAAGGAAAAACGGUCCUGUUUGCGUUCGAGGAAGCGAUCGGGUUCAUGGUGUCACCCACCGUACUCGACAAGGAUGGCGUUAGUGCCGCCUGCCAUCUGGCCACGAUGGCUUGCUAUCUGCGGGCCACCUCCAACCAGUCGCUGGCCGACAAACUGAACGAGCUGUACGACAUUUACGGGUUCCACUGUACGCUAACGUCGUAUCACUUUUGCUACGAACCGCCCGUUAUCGAACGCAUAUUCAAGCGAAUCCGGAACAUGGGUGGUGAAGGAAACAAGCCGACCGAUGAAAACUACCCGCAAACGAUCGCUGACGGGCGCUUCAGGAUUGCGGAUGUACGGGAUCUUACCACCGGGUACGAUUCCUCGCAACCGGAUGGCCGUGCGGUGCUCCCGACGAGCAAGAGCUCACAGAUGAUAACGUUUUCGUUUGAAAAUGGCGCCGUCAUAACGCUGCGCACGAGCGGUACGGAACCGAAAAUCAAGUAUUACGCCGAAAUGUGUGCUCAGCCAGGACAACGAGAUUGGGACGGCUCGAGGGCAACACUUCGUGAGAUGGUCGAUGCAAUCGUCACGGAGCUGCUGCAGCCGGAGGAAAACAAUCUUACGCCACGGUCUGAUUAGAAAUCGACCAUACGUGCGGCAAGGAUUAAAUCGUACGCCACAUUCUCAGAGCGUAUUUUCAAACAAUUGACACUUCUAACAGCAACGAAACCAUUUGCAUCCAAUCUCAUCAGUUCAUUCCGGGUAGUAAAAGUGAUGAACAUAUCGCGAAAAGAUAUGGAGAAAAAUGUUAUAUCAUAUUCGUAAUCCAAAAGAACUCAACUAAGCUCCAGCUAAAACACGCGAGCGCCCGAAACUCGAAUGACGAAAAAGAAUAGCUCACCGAGGCAUGCAUCAAUUGACAAAUUAUGAAAUAGAAAUCACAGAAAUGUAAUUCUGCUAGAUAGUGCGCUGUUCUCUUAGCUUUCGUUGAUUGUGUUCUAUAUGAUUCUAGUUCCUUAAAGGAUAGUCGGAAGUAAUGAACGUGUAGAAUAUUUUUUAAACCCAAUGUAUACACAUACCGACUAGCACCGUUUAUAACAUAACGUACCGGGUUUGAUGUCUAUAUGUUGAAUGAUAGCCGAUAAUAAGCGUACCAAUAAUGUGUAUGUAUGUAUGUGUGUGUAUGUGUGACUAUUUAUUUUCUCCAACAACCAUUAUGUCCCCGAUUGAUACGAUUUUGUUCAACCUAAGGUUGCUCCUCGAGCAAUGCUUUUGUUGAAGGAAAAAGGAAGGUUUUUGAAACAACAACUGUUUAUAAGCUGUGAGAAGGUCAUGUAAACGGAAUGGAAGGAAAUAAUAAAAAAAAAUAAAAAAAAACUAUGCAACAUUCUGCAACUUUG